Messenger RNA from Sceloporus undulatus (fence lizard), 9221 nucleotides. RefSeq names its product folliculin interacting protein 1 (gene FNIP1). Gene Ontology annotation, molecular function: protein-folding chaperone binding; ATPase inhibitor activity. The transcript is spliced from 18 exons. The coding region runs from base 750 to 4181 and encodes 1143 amino acids. NCBI's taxonomy places the organism in Eukaryota, Metazoa, Chordata, Lepidosauria, Squamata, Phrynosomatidae. Gene Ontology annotation, cellular component: cytoplasm. The record is from RefSeq and is a predicted model, not a curated record.
UCCUGCAGCUUCCAAGAAUGUAGAAAAUAAGAAGAGGGAGGUUGCUGGAAAGGAGGCUGCUUCUUUGUUCUUGUUUCUUCAAUCAUUCUGAAAUUCUGACCAGCGUGGACUAUGGAGGUGCAGGACAGCAGCCACAGCUGCCCAAGGACCCUGGUCAUGAGGUUCAACCCAGUCUGGUUUUGCUGAAGCAGGAGGAUAGAUUAAACUGGCAUGUACUGCCUGUAUUGGCUGCCAAAGGGGCACUUAGCUCGCUGAUAAAUUAGAUUGAUCUUCUGUACUCCGCAGUAACACAUGAGAAGACAAAGGAACUGACAAGUGGGGGGAAACAGGCAAUAUUUGUAUUAUUAAAAAUUCUGGACUGAGCAACAGAAUGGAAACACUGGUUGGCUGCCUAUUAUGAAACUGUAGGGCAGUGUCUGCCCAUGGAACCUGAUGUGAAUGACUGGAUUCUGCUUCAGGGACCUACCUGCUUCUUUCUUUAAGGAUUUUCCUCCUUUUCCUUUUUGACAAUCCUGCCUGUCGAUAUCACACUUCUCUCUUCAUCCUUGGGUGCCCCCUCCUGCUUUUUGUGCUUCAGCAUGAAACGUCUUUUGUUUCAGUUAAAUUCAGACCUCUCGAUCUGUCACCUGACAGUCUUGUGGUUCUGGAUGAAUGUGGUUCAUUUCUAUUAUUAACCUGGGUUGGCAGCUGGUAUUCCUAACAGGAGGUUGUAGAGAUUCUGAAAAGUGGAGCUCGUUUGAGAGACAAAGAUGCUUCCCAGCUGGCCUUUACCAGAGUUCGAUCCAAGUCAAAUCCGACUGAUUGUAUACCAGGACUGUGAAAGAAGAGGGCGAAAUGUUUUAUUUGACUCCAAUGCUAAGAGAAAAACAGAAGAUUCAUCAGUCUCGAAACUCUGCAGCGACGCACAGGUGAAAGUCUUUGGAAAAUGUUGCCAGCUCAAACCUGGAGGAGACAGUUCCUCCUCUUUGGAUAGUUCAAUCAAUUCCUCUUCUUCAUCUUCUGAAAUAAAAGAACAAUGUCCUAAAUUUCAGGGCUCCCGAUGUUCCUCAGAUGCUAAUAUGCUUGGGGAAAUGAUGUUUGGCUCUGUGGCCAUGAGCUAUAAGGGCUCAACUUUGAAGAUCCAUCAAAUGCGCUCUCCACCACAGCUUAUGUUAAGCAAAGUUUUUACAGCUCGCACUGGAAGUAGUAUCUAUGGAAGUUUAAACACCCUUCAAGACAGUCUUGAAUUCAUUAAUCAGGACAGCAAUACUCUAAAGCCAGAUCACAGUACAAUUAUGAACGGACUGCUUGGAAAUAUAGGUUUUUCACAGCUUUGCAGCCCUAGGCGGGCAUUCUCUGAACAAGGUCCGCUCCGCCUCAUCCGGAGCGCCUCUUUCUUUGCAGUUCACAGCAACCCUAUGGACAUGCCAGGGAGGGAGCUGAAUGAAGACCGAGACAGUGGAAUCGCAAGAUCUGCAUCUCUCAGCAGCCUGCUUAUCACUCCAUUUCCCUCACCUGGCUCUUCAUUAAACCGAAGCUGUGCGAGCAGUUACCAGCGGCGCUGGCGGCGUAGUCAGACAACAAGCUUGGAGAAUGGGGUCUUUCCUCGAUGGUCAGUGGAAGAAAGCUUUAACUUGUCUGAUGACAGUGCCAGCCCAAGCCCAGGAAUUGUCAGGAAGAAGAAGAUAGCCAUUGGUGUGAUAUUUACCCUUUCGAAAGAUGAAGAAGAAAACAACAAAUUUAAUGAGUUCUUUUUUUCACAUUUCCCUCUUUUUGAGAGCCACAUGAACAAACUGAAGAGUGCAAUAGAGCAGGCUAUGAAAAUGAGUCGGCGAUCAGCUGAUGCCAGUCAACGGAGUUUGGCCUAUAACAGGAUUGUGGAUGCCUUAAAUGAAUUCAGAACAACCAUUUGUAAUCUCUACACAAUGCCACGGAUUGCAGAACCUGUUUGGCUCACCAUGAUGUCAGGAAUGCCUGAGAAAAACCAGCUCUGCCAUCGCUUUAUGAAGGAAUUUACUUUCUUAAUGGAACAAGCCUCCAAGAACCAAUUUUUACCAGCACUUCUGACUGCAAUUUUGACAAACCAUCUGGCCUGGGUCCCUACGGUUAUGCCAAAUGGCCAACCACCUAUCCGAAUCUUUCUAGAAAAGCAUUCCUCACAGAGUGUGGACAUGUUGGCCAAGUCUCAUCCAUACAAUCCACUGUGGGCACAAUUAGGAGAUCUGUAUGGAGCUAUUGGGUCACCUGUAAGACUAUCAAAAACAAUAGUGGUUGGCAAAAGACAGGAUCUCGUGCAACGUUUGCUUUAUUUCCUCACUUACUUCAUAAGAUGCUCUGAGCUGCAAGAGACUCAUCUUCUGGAAAAUGGAGAGGAUGAAGCCAUAGUGAUGCCUGGCACAGUUAUCACCACAACGCUUGAGAAGGGGGAAGUAGAAGAAUCUGAGUACGUGCUGGUCACAGUGCACAAGAACAGAAGCAGUUUGCCCUUCCAAGAGUCUGAAGAAGUGCGAACGUCUAACUGCAGCUGCAAAUAUUGUAAGGGCCCCCUUAACCCUAUCCAGAGUACAGAAAGUGCUUCAGGACAUGAGAGGGAUGAAUUGCAGAAUACCCUUAAAGUGGAGGUGGAAGUGGAAUCUGAUUCAAGUGAAGACAAAGCAGUACCUACUGACUGCCAAGAGAGGACUGCUGAUGUGAAGCACUGCAAAGACCCAUUGAGUUCUGGCCUGGAUACAAAGUUGGAGAGAGUGGUCUUCACAGGGUCAGCUUCCCUGUUGACACAGUCCACACUAGAACCAACAGAUGGAACAUGGAGGAGUGAGGCCUCUCUGGAUUCUGACAAUCAGUCCGUGGAAGCAGUGAGAUCAACAAAUGUCAUGGUAGAGAAGAAGCCACCUGAUAAAAUCUCAUCUGAAGCCAUUCCUUGCAGUACAGCUGAAGCUCAAACAAAGGUGACUUUCCUCAUUGGAGAUUCCAUGUCACCGGAUUCAGAUAUUGAGGUCCGAAGUCAAGCAGUAGCAGAACAAAUGACUAGGCACAGCAACCAGGUGGAGAACGAAGAAAGAAAAUCUACUGAGGAGAAGUGUGAAGCAUCACAAAACCAUGAGGACCAAAAAACAGAUGAGAAUACAAAUGAAGAGUUCCCUCAGGUUGCCAUUAAGCUCCAGAACUGGAAUCCUUACAGUGAAGAAGGUGCUAAUCUGCUUGAAAAAUACUUUACUAAGGAAGGAUUAGUUGAAACCAGAACGAUUGAUGAUAUUCCAGUGAAAGCAACUACAGAUGUUGUAGAUCCAAACAGUAGUUUAGAAUUUCCCUCCAAACCCUGUACAAAGAACUACAAAUCCCCCAGUGAAUUUUGUAAGUUUAUGGAAUCUGUUCGUCAAGAGACUUGUAAAAACUGCUUUGCAGAGCAGGACCAAAGAGAGAAAAUCUCUGUGAUUGUCCCCCAUGGGGACAGAGAGAACUUAGAAAAAAAGACCGACCCAGGGGUAGACUGGGACAUUCCACGAAAUGAGAGUUCAGAUAGUGCCCUUGGGGACAGUGAAAGUGAAGAUGCAGGGCAUGAUGCUGCCAGGACAAGACAGAACUAUUAUGGGACAGAUCAAGAAGAAUGGGCAGAAGAAGAAGACAUACCUUUUCCUGGGUCAAAAUUAAUUGAAGUGAACUCUGUCCAGCCCAGUAUUGCCAAUUUUGGAAGGUCCUUGCUAGGUGGCUACUGUUCAUCUUACGUACCUGACUUUGUUUUGCAAGGAGUAGGAAAUGAUGAGAAACUGAGACACUGUUUGAUGUCAGAUUUGUCGCAUGCUGUGCAGCAUCCUGUUCUUGAUGAACCUAUUGCAGAAGCUGUCUGCAUUAUCGCAGAUACAGAUAAAUGGACAGUGCAAGUGGCCAGUAGUCAGAGACGAAUCAUGGAUAAUAAACUCGGGAAAGAUGUGCUAGUCUCUAAUCUUGUCUCCAACCUGCUUCAUUCCACUCUUCAGCUUUAUAAGCAUAAUUUAUCUCCCAAUUUUUGUGUAAUGCACCUGGAGGAUCGGCUGCAGGAACUGUAUUUCAAGAGCAAGAUGUUGUCAGAAUAUCUCAAAGGCCAGAUGCGAGUUCAUGUGAAAGAGCUGGGAGUUGUCCUAGGGAUUGAAUCUAGUGACCUCCCUUUACUGGCAGCAGUAGCAAGCACCCACUCUCCAUAUGUUGCCCAAAUUCUUCUCUAGAAUACCAAAGGGCAAAAGACAAUAACCUUCUUUUUAUAGAAUGGAAGACAAGGAAGGAGACAUGAACCACCCUUGUCCCAGCUCUUUCUUGGCCUCCGGCAAAGGAACAACUUGUUGGCUUGACUGUGUGCCUCUGCAACUGAAUGCCUCAUGUGCAAACAAGUGAAGUUGUGCCCACCUUCCUUCCUUCCUUCCUUGCCCACUCAUUAAAAGAAAAUAAAAAGAAAAUAGAAAAUUAGACCAGAGACUUAGAUGACUAAAGAAGACACUAGAGCUUUGGAAGACUGUGGAGAAUGGCUUGGAUAGUUACUGCCAAAGUGGAUGUUCCUACAAGAUGAUGAAUUAAAGGAUUACCAGGAGGAAAACUUUUGUAUAAUUCUGCGCAGUGUUGAUAGUUUAUACAAGAGAAUGGAACCAGCUGGCUACUUAGUACCAACCAGGAGAGCAUUUAAAGUGCAUACCUAUAAAGCUACAACUAAUUGUAAUAAUUUGACCAUUCUGCGUUACCGUUAGAUGCUGAAGAUCUCUUUUUUCUUGGAGAGGAAAAACAAUUUAAAGGCAGGUAGGAGAUUGGGAAUGAGAAGUAGCCUGAGCCACCUAGCUCAGAAAUGUAAAAGUAGGGAUUCUUUCAUGGAGAAGAUGAAAACUGCCUACUUUCUCCUCAGUUUGGGUAUAUAACGGAUUAUGCAUUGAUAUUUUUCUCCUGCUGAUAUUAUUGUCCAAGGACUCCAGAAAGCAAAACUUAGGCAGGAAAAGAGGAUGCAUCUGUAAUUUCUUGUUACUAGAGUUACCAGAUGAAAAAAGGGACAGGGACUUCCCUUUAAUGAUUAUAUACAAGGGGAAAUUUCAGUACAACUUGCAUGGCAAGCAACACUGGCUGAAAUUCCCAAUGCUACACAAUUACUAAUGGGACAGGAGUCCUGGCCUUUGUUUCAUCUGGCAACCCUAUCUGUUAACUUUUUCACACAAAAACACAGUAAAGGUUCCUUCACUUCAAUUUUGUCCCAUUUGGAGGGAACAGAAGAAUGAUGCAAUGAUCCUUAAGGAUACACUGAAGUCCCAUUCAUUUCUGUAGGGUUUAAAAUGCCUACAUUUGACAGAUUUCAGGUAGUUACUACGAAGCAAAACAAACCUACAUACCCAACAUGGAUAAUUGUGUUUGAAGAACAUUGUCCUUAAUUACCAGAUUUGAAAGUGAUUUUCUCUUUCCCCCCCCCCCCCCCACCAUUGUUGUUUAAAUAAUUGUAUUUCAACAUUUUGAGUACAGUUUCCUGAGGAUACCACUUUUUAAAACCUAAUUAUUAAUCUUAACCUUGUGCAUGUCUACUCAGAAAUAAGCGCAAAUGAAUUAUGCACAACUUUCUUCAAGAUAAAGGGUAAAUCCAGUGUAAGUCUUAUCUAGAGCAGACAUAUUGAAAUGAAUAGAACUUGUUAGGCCCAAUUAACUUUAGUCCCAUGAUUUCAGUAAAUCUACUCUAGAUUUAGGAUCUAAACCCUAAACCCUGGAUUUAGCCCUGAAUGUGUUUAGGAUUGCAAACCUACAUAUAAGAAGAGAAGCUGCAAUUGUCUUUCUGUUAUGCUACCAUUUGUCUCUAAUUAAAUGAUAAAAGAUUCCUGAUCAGUUGCAACAAGUACAUAAAAGAUAUUUUGAGCAGGAUUUACUACCUCACAUGAAAUAACACGACACUGGGUUAAAAGGGUUUGCUUAUUUUCUGUAGCAUUACUAAAUAUAAGUUUGUUAUGAACUACUUUAUUGUUCUGGAAUUUAUACAUCAUCACACAGUGACUGAAAAUUGCACCUACCAUGCUGGAUAUUUCACAGGCCUCAUCCAGACCUUUUACUUUUUUGAGACAGAUGACAGUGUGCUUGAAACUCUUGUUUUUCUGGAAUUCUGGGUGGGCUACAAUUGUAAUUUCUCUCUCCUUUUGCUUGAAAAAACACUGUACUUGUGCCAUUGAUGGAAAUGUUAAAACAAAAUUCUCUUACACCUCAGUGAAUAUCAUCAUCACUUUUGGCUCUACUGUUGCUCCUCUUGGUCUGACAUCACCAAUGGGAAAAAGGUGAGCCUAGCCUUCCACUAGCCACUGCUCAUGUGUUUGUGGUCUUUUCCAUCAGUUUUUUGUUUUUAUGCUAAGGAGCUCAGAACAACCUUUUAGUAUAACAACUGGCAAUGCUCUCUCAUUCCAGAACAUUUUCUUUAUGUCCUCCUCCCCCAGUGAAAGAUAGGUGCUUCCUCCUCUUUCUGGUACUGAAGAUACAGGUCUUCCUUUUGGAUUUUAUUUUAACAAGCUGAAAUGGCUAGCGGCCCCCACUGCCUCCAUUAGCAAUAAAUCUCCCUCUUCUCUGUUCAGUGAACAGUUGUCAUCUGUUCAGUGCAGAACUGAGACUAGUGUUAUGACAGUUAUAUCAGGGCAGCUACUCUGUCUGUCUGUCUGUCUGGGGAAAGUUUCUUUUUUGAACUAUAGUCCCCAGAAUCCCCCCACUGGUUUGCUGGAAUUCUGGGAGCUGUAGCCCCAAAAAAGUAACAUUUCCAAAUUGAUCAUUUGAUUGAUCUGUCCCCAUCUCACUAGCAAUAGUCUGAUGUUGCAAAUGAAGUCAUGGCUUCAGUUUUUCGUACUACAUCUGUCUAGUUGAGUAGAAUUGUAUUGGCAAAAUCGUUUGCAAAUGAGUCUGCCUGGCAAAGGGCUGCUCUUGCAAUUUUUUUACAAACCAAACUGAGCUUGGGUUUGUAGCACAUAGUCUUGAUCAAGGGCCCAGCAUGUGCAAAAGGCCUCUGCUGCCACCUACCUGUGUGAGAGAAUUAGGGAAAGCACUCUGUCAACCUGAAGGGCAAGUUCCAAUUUUUUGAGGUGGCAGCAGAGCUAGUAGAUGUUUACUCAGAAGACCUGUUCAUAUCUUAAGCUCAGGAGCCUCUAGCUAAUGGGACAUAGAUGACCAGAAUUUUACCCAUAUACCUAUCCUCAAAUGACAUACGUUUUAAAUAAAGCAAAACUUGAAUUUGAACAAUGUGGUAUAGAGGCUCGUCUAAACAAAAAGCUGAAACUGAAACAAAGAAAGUAUGGGCCAUAAUACUUGGGGAUGAUGGGAUUUGAAAUUUAACCUCUGAAAUAUAUCAUGUUGGGAUAGGCCUAGAUCUCAGAAUGUGAAUAAUUUGGAUUAUUCUAAAUGACUAUAUCUUCAGGACCAUGAUACAAGCUGUAGCUGGCCCACCUCUAGAAGUGGCUCGUUUAAAGCCUAUUACGGGAUCUGCAGCUGUUAUGGGUUGUUUGGUCCUCUGUCGAUUUGUCCCUUGCCCCACACUUCCAGAAUAAAGCUACAAUCCAAAACUUCACAUAUUUGUUUCUGACAUUUCACCAGCAUCUUUGGCUGGCAUCUUCAGAGAAUGCUUAGCAUGGAAGUGAGUGGGGUAUAUCUAUACUGUGUGACCCUGGGUUGGGAAGAGUGAUUUUCAUGUUAAUCUGUGUAUUGCUCUGUUGUUAAAUGGCAAGGCCUCAGGGUGGGAGGAUAUGCAAAGAGGAUUUGUGUCUGUUUAAUAAGAGAUCCAUUGUUUGCUGGGAAAACUGCUGUGCUUCUUAAUUUUGCAGCUCCAACCAGAGAGAGAUGGGCUGCUGUUUUUACAAACCUGUGGAGGCAGCCUAGACAAUACAGACAAGCUGAGAAUAGUCUCCUGUACUGUCUCAGUGUCAAAAAAAAUUAGCAUGUGCUGCCCUGUAUUUAUGUAAUCAUUGGUUCAUUUCACCUGCUAAACUCAUAUUUGGCUCUCCCAAAAUAACAGACAUAGAUAAAUUUUUGAGCUCUGUUACCUGAAAUCUUUUUGAAUAGAAUCACCAGAGACUGAGUCUGGGACCUUCUAUGUGCAAGAUAUCUCCUCUAGUACUGAGCAAUACAUACACCCCAUUAAGGUGCUUUACUUCAGGAUCUGUGCAGAUGUUGCUUGCUUCCACACAGACUGAUGAAGGCACAUGGGUGUGUUGCCUUCAGCUCCCCUUUAUCCUACCCUUUGCUUGUCCAUUUCUGUUGUUGUACAACUACUGUGUGUGCUGGUGCUAUGCUGUAUCAGUACAUGGUGGCUGUUGAAAUUUCAGAAGCAUCCAUUCAGGCUGCUUCCCGGGGGAGCUCAGAACCUGAGUACAUGCCACAAGGCAUAAUAUUUCUGUGCUCCAAUCUUUAUGCCCUUAUCUGCACAUUUAUUGGCAAGUGUCCUGACCCCAUAGGGUGAGGAAUGCAGUUGGAUGAUGAUCAGUAAUUCAGGCAGUAGCACAGCCAUUGUGGUAGUUCCUUUAUUGCCUCUAAAAGAUUUUAGGUAACCAUAUGCUACCCAUCUCCUCCCAGCAUUUGGUUCAUUUGAGACUUGGGGGGGUAGUAUUGUUGUUAAUGCUCAUUCUAUUGACACUGCUGGAAUGGUUAAUUUGCAAAAGAAAUUGUAGCAUGAUGGCAUGCUUUCCUGUAACUGAUAAUUUGUUUAUGGUACGUCUGAACUCAAAGUACUACUUGCAUCUGUUUGUUUGGAUUUUUAAAAAACUUUUUUAAAAAGGGAACUAUAACAGCACUGUAGUGUUGUCCUCUUAAUGUAUCUUGCUUUUCAGUACCAUGUAUAUACAAAACUAAUCCUUUUUGAUUUUUGCAAUAUCCCCAGUGUCCGUUGAUACGUCUUAAUUUUAGGGCUGAAAAUAUUGAAGUGUAUUGCACAUACAUACUAACAAAAAAUUUUCCACUGCAGCUUGCAAAUACCGGGCUGCUAAAAACAAGAAAAGAAAGGUGGAGGGUGGUGGUAAUCCAAAGCAAGACUUUAAAUCUUGCCUUUUUAAAAUCCCUAUUUGUUAGAGUAGGUGUUUCAGGAGGAUCUUGUUUGUUUUGUUUUUGGUCUCCUCUAAAUUAUGUAGAUGGUGGUAUGUGUAAUAUGCUGGGCAAAUGUACAUACUUGUUAUCUUUUGUGUUUUUGUACAUAUAUAUUUCCCAAGAUGUGCACUUGUAUUAUAUAAUAACCAUUCCCGAUUUUAGGGGAACUUUGUGCAAUAAAUACAAUAUUGUCCAUUUAA